Molecule: messenger RNA, 10419 nt
Organism: Bufo bufo (common toad)
Lineage: Eukaryota; Metazoa; Chordata; Amphibia; Anura; Bufonidae
Exons: 67
Coding region: 1-10419 (3472 amino acids)
Biological process (GO): cell-matrix adhesion
Molecular function (GO): calcium ion binding
Source: RefSeq, a predicted model, not a curated record
AUGUGUAUUGAUAUCGAUGAAUGUAAACAGAAUAUCUGCGAACAAUCCUGCGCCAACACUUUUGGUGGAUAUUCCUGUUCUUGUCAAGAUGGUUACUCUCCAAAUCCCAAUGAUAACACAAAAUGUAUUGAUAUUAAUGAAUGUACUAGAAACAACCCCUGCAGUUCUCAUGGCACCUGUAAUAACACCAUGGGCUCUUAUACUUGUCUGUGUAAGCCGGGAUGGACAGGACGAGCAUGUACUGAAGAUGUAAAUGAGUGUUCGGAAAAUCCAUGUGGAAAUCGUGGUUCUUGCUAUAACACCAUUGGUAGUUAUGGAUGUAAUUGUUAUCCUGGAUACACUGGUGUAAACUGUAAUGAAGAUAUUGAUGAAUGUCUGAGUAACCCCUGUAGGAAUGGGGCCACCUGCAAUAAUCUAGUCAAUACAUUCUCCUGCUCCUGUGUUCCUGGAUUCACCAGUAGAUUCUGUGAAAUAAAUAUCAAUGACUGUACCCCAACAUCGUGUUUUAAUAAUGGCAUCUGUAUUGACUUAAUAAAUAGCUUUUCCUGUGCAUGUCCUUCUAACUGGGGAGGCCCAACCUGCAAUAUUGAUGUGAAUGAAUGUAAAACUGGACGUCAUAGUUGCAGCCCCAAUGCCAACUGUACAAACACAAUGGGGUCAUAUUACUGCACUUGCAACUCUGGCUACGUGGGUAAUGGAUUCACUUGCAAAGAGGACAGAUUGUUUGAAUACCGAUCUGAUAGAAUUGCUACACAGCGCACCCAAGAUUUCUUUUCUCCUAUAAUUGACAUCCCAACAGGCUUUCCUUUUGGUGCAUCAUUUUAUAACCAGUUAUAUUUCACAGAUAAUGGCAUUAUAGUUUUUCGUCGAACCUCUUAUGAAUCAUUAUAUACACUGAGAUAUCCCUAUAGUACCUUCUACAACAGUGAUUAUUAUACACCCCCCAUGAUUGCUGUUUUCUGGGCAGAUGCAGAUUUCUCCGCAAUGGGAGAACUUUACUAUCAGACAUAUAACUUCCAAGCUUCACCCAAUUUUAUUACAAACUUCAAAAGCCAACUUGAAACAGACAUAAAUUCAUAUUUUCCUUCCCUUCCUAAAACUUUUCAAGCUCUUUGGGCCAUAAAGAUAACAUGGCAUCAGGUCCUGCCCUAUCCUUGGUAUUUCUUCAAUUCCUUUGAGUUAGUUAAUGGAACUGGUUACUUCAGUGCGGAACCUUUUGAAGAGAAUGAGAGCAGCACUGCACUAUCCAACUCCAUCCCAGUACUCGAGAACAGCUUAUCGAUGAAGAUGCAGGGUAUCAGACCACAAUGGUCUGAUAUUGAUAACCUAUCCCAGGGUGGAGAACCCACAAUGUAUCCUACUGGUAAUUUCCCUUCAUAUAACGACCCACAAACUAACUCUACUGCUAGCAUUGUGAAGAGAUAUACUCCAGAUCAAUACGUAGGACAAAAUACAAACAAAAAAGGCUAUUGGGCUUAUCGUCUGGAAAUGAACACAGUCAACACACAGAAUUACAGGCAGAAAUGUUUGAAUUGGUACUAUGCGGACAUUAACGUACCAUCAUACUGGAUGUAUUACACACGUCCAUGCCCUUGCUCAUAUUCGCAGGCUGUGUUUGAUUCUUCUUUUACACCGGCAAGUCGUCUAAGCUCUUAUGGCUUUCAACACAAAUAUACAGAUAGGUAUAUUAGUUUCCAGACUGCAUCUUCAUCAUGGUAUGGAGGAGGCACACGAUGUUACUACAAUUACUGGGGCAGUUUGUCCUAUGGAGAGAAAGAAAGAUACACACCAACCCCAUGGGAAUAUGAGAACAGCUGGUUGAGAUGGUGGGACCCUUACUACUACUACAAUUUCUAUUAUUACAGCUACUUUCUACCACAGUUACAGAUACAAAGGGAUAAAUAUAAAGAACUUGAAGUUGAUCCUUACAAUAACUGCUGCAGGUACUCCGGCUCUUCAUCUCUAUGUUCCUUGUACCAACAGAGAAGACCUUCUGAUUUCUGCUUUGGAUAUAUUCCACCAAACUUUGGCUUUUUAUUUGGUGACCCCCACAUCAGCACAUUAGAUGGAGUAAAAUAUACUUUUAAUGGCUUGGGAGAGUUCAUUUUGACCAAUGUUAAAGAUGAGAAUGGCACGGUUAUCUUCAGGCUUCAAGGGCGUACUGCUAGGGCUGGCAAUGACACGCAGGCAACCAACUUUGUGGGAAUGGCCGCCAUAAUUCAAAAUGGGACAACGAUUGAGUGGAUACUUCAGGGAAGCAAUUCGACUAUUGUGAAACUCAAUGGAACUGAAUUUACUUUACCAGACAACUCUACCUAUGUAACCCAAAUCACACUGGAGAAGACAGAAAAAGAUGAAAUAAAAGCCUCAUUCGAUGGGGGGAUAUCAGUUACAGUUUCCGCUGAUCAGGGAGCUCUGAGUUUUACCACAAUGUUAGAUAUUUCCUACAAGAAUAAAACAGAAGGCCUCCUGGGGAUCUUCAAUGAUGAUAAGACAGAUGAUCUGAUGGCAGCCAAUGGGACCAAGCUAGAAUUUAAUGGUGUGAAACUUCCCAAUGAUUCCCUCAUCUUUGAAAUUGGAAUGACAUGGAAAACUAAUCCUUUGGACAGCAUCUUCAUCUACAAUAAACCAAUGAAGGAAUCUUGGUACACCUACAACAAUAACACAUUUGUGCCAAAGUUUUAUGAUGAGAUUCUCUUGACGAGUAGCAGUGAAGAAAUCCAGAGAGCAAAUCAAACAUGUCAAGGAAAUGAUGAGUGUAUUUUUGAUAUCCUGAGCACUGGAAAUGAUGCUUUAGGAAAAGCCACCCUUAACAGUCUCAGUGCAGCCAUUGAACAAAGCAGCACAAUGAAUAACUUUCCUCCAAAUGUUACUGGACCCACCACUAUUCACACCAAACUUUUUGAGCCAAUAACAGUGUAUUACACAGCCACUGAUGAUAACAAUGAUACUGUGAUCUUCUCUUUGGAGACAGACUCCUCUGACAUCAAUAUAACAGCUACUGGGAUGUUGGUAUGGUACCCCACCAGUUCAGCGCCAAUUAACGUCACCGUAAUUGCUAAUGAUUCCAAAGUCACCACUGCAGUGCUUCUAACGCUGGUGCUCUGCAACUGCACCAACAAUGGCAGUUGUCUCUAUGAUAGUGUCACCAGUGUAGCAAAUGAAACCACAACCUUCCGGGUGGCUGGAUGUAACUGUUCUGCCGCAUGGACUGGGACAUUCUGUGAAGAGGAUUUUAAUGCUUGUGCAGGAAACACAUGUUUUAACAGCAGUAGUUGUGUAGAUUACAAAGCACCUCAGGAAGGAUUUGAGUGUGGUCCAUGUCCUCCUUUUCUAACUGGAGAUGGAAUAACCUGCACAGAUAUUGAUGAAUGUUAUCUCAACACAUCAACUUGUCAGCAAAUAUGUAAUAAUUAUGUGGGUGGAUACAACUGCAGCUGCAAUGAAGGCUACGAAGUGGAUGAAAACAACAGCUCUCUGUGUGUCGACAUUGAUGAGUGCACCAAUGGUAUUCCCCAAUGUGUUGCCAACAGCGACUGUAAAAACAUUCCUGGAAAUUAUACCUGUCAAUGUUCAUCUGGAUACGAAGGAGAUCCAUUAAUACUCUGUGUUGAUAUCAAUGAAUGUGCCACUAACACGUACAUCUGUCCCAAUGAAUCAAGCUGUGUGAAUACCAAUGGAUCCUAUACAUGUCAGUGUCUGAAAGGAUAUGGCGGAGAAAACUGUUCAGAUAUAGAUGAAUGCCUGGAUAAUGCCACUUGUCCUUUGCAUUCACACUGUACCAACCUGCCUGGCUCAUACCUAUGUGAGUGUCAUCAAGGGUAUGGUGGUGACAACUGCACAGACAUUGAUGAGUGUUCAACAACAAACAACUGCAGUUUUUGGGCGGACUGUCACAACACUGAAGGCUCCUACGGCUGUACCUGCAGGAAUGGUUACUCUGGUAAUGGGACGGAUUGUGUGGAUAUCGAUGAAUGUCUUGUAAAUGCCUCCAUUUGUGGAGUAAAUGGAACCUGUAACAACACGAUUGGGAGCUAUGAAUGUUCUUGCCAUACUGGAUUUAUACUUGUGAAUGGAACGUGUCUGGAUAUUGUAGAAUGUGACCAACCAGAGUACUGCACGGGAUCAGGAAGAGAGUGUAUGAAUACAAUAGGCAGCUUUUAUUGUACUUGUCAAGCAGGUUAUAAUGAAGUCAAUGGCAGCUGUAUUGAUAUUAACGAGUGCAGUGAUCCUGGGAUGAAUAAUUGCUCAGUUGACGCAAUCUGCACUAAUGUAGCCGGAUCUUUUGUAUGCGCGUGUAUGGUAAACUACACAGGAGAUGGAGUCAACUGUACAGUUGAUGAGUGCUUGUUAAAUACAACCUAUUGUGAACAUAAGUGCACCAGUUUCCCGGGGGGACACAAUUGCAGUUGCAACAACGGCUACAAAGUGAAUGCACAGAACAGCUCUAAGUGUGAUGAUAUCAAUGAGUGUGAAAAUGUAACAAGUCCAUGUGCUGCAUAUGCCAAUUGCACUAAUUUACCUGGGAACUACUCCUGCCAGUGUCUGCCUGGAUUUGAAGGUGAUGGCAAGCAUGAGUGUAUUGCUAUAAAAACUACAACUGAAUUCCCAACAACAACUCCUAGUCGCAAUGAAACAGCAACAACAUCAUUAAAUGACUCCACAGUUCAGACUAUGACCACUACUUCUGUGGCAUCUACCAACACAAGUGGCAUCACUCCUGGUACAAAUGCAACAAUUCCAACUACGAGGCCAACGAUACCUGACAAUCAGACCACCAUCACCUCCCCAAUUACUAACACCACUCUUGUAACUUCAGGAGUAAAUGUAACAAUUCAGAGUACAAGUCCAACAGUUUCAGACAAUAAAACCUCCAUUACUACUAUUGCUCCUAUAACAAAUGCAAGCACUAACACUCCACUGACAAAUGUAACAAUUCCAACUACAAGUCCAACCAUACCUGACAAUCAAACCACCAUCACCUCUCCAAUUACCAACACCACUCUUGUAACUUCAGGAGUAAAUGUAACAAUUCAGAGUACAAGUCCAACAGUUUCAAACAAUAAAACCUCCAUUACCACUAUCGCUCCUGUCACAAACUCAAGCACUGACACUCCACUGACAAAUUCAACAGUUCCAACCACAAGUCCAAUGAUACCUGACAAUCAGUCAACCCUCACCACUCCAAUUACUAACACCACUCUUGUAACUUCAGGAGUAAAUGUAACAAUUCAGAGUACAAGUCCAACAGUUUCAAACAAUAAAACCUCCAUUACCACUAUCGCUCCUGUCACAAACUCAAGCACUGACACUCCACUGACAAAUUCAACAGUUCUAACCACAAGUCCAAUGAUACCUGACAAUCAGACAACCCUCACCACUCCAAUUACUAACACCACUCUUGUAACUUCAGGAGUAAAUAUAACAGUUCAGAGUACAAGUCCAACAGUUUCAGAAAAUAAAACCUCCAUUACCACUAUCACUCCUGUCACAAAUGCAAGCACUAACACUCCACAGACAAAUGCAACAGUUCCAACUACAAGUCCAACAAUAACUGACAAUCAGACCACUAUCACCUCUCCAAUUACUAACACCACCCUUGUAACUUCAGGAGUAAAUAUAACCAUUCCGAGUACAAGUCCAACAGUUUCAGAAAAUAAAACCUCCAUUACCACUAUCACUCCUGUCACAAAUGCAAGCACUAACACUCCACUGACAAAUGCAACAGUUCCAACUACAAGGCCAACAAUAACUUACAAUCAGACCACCAUCACCUCCCCAAGUACUAACACCACCCUUGUAACUUCAGGAGUAAAUAUAACAGUUCCGAGUACAAGUCCAACAGUUUUAGACCAUAAUACCUCCAUUACCACUAUCACUCCUGUCACAAAUGCAAGCACUGACACUCCACUGACAAAUGCAACAGUUCCAACUACAAGUCCAACUAUACAUGACAAUCAGACGAACAUUACCACUUCUGUUCCUGUCACAAACACAAGCACUGCCACUCCUGGUACAAAUGCCACAAUCUUUACAAAAAGUGCUACUGUGAGUACAACAGUUACUUCUGUUAUAUUAACUACAAUAUCAUCAACUGCAACAACUACAAGGUUGACAACCACCCCUACAGUUUCAUCAAGUACAAGUUUGACAUCAUCUACACCAUCAAGCACCACUGGAAUUUCAACUCCUGCGGUUUCCCUUUUCCCAUAUGGAACAAGUGAAGGUGAUAUCACAUACAGCGUAAGAUCAAUAGAUUUUACCUCUGAAGUAUUCCAGCCAAAAAUAGGAUUUCCCUUUGGAAACAGUUUAAGGAACUUUAUUUAUUACACAGACAAUGGUCAAAUUGUGUUCCCGGAAUCCAGAAACAGCAUAUUCUCUUAUGCUUACCCACCAGUCAAUGGAUUUACUGAAUCAUGUAAUGUGGCUUCCAUUGCUGUGUAUUGGAGUGAUGCAGACUUGUCCAGUGGUGUGGGAUCUACUUACUACCGGGAAUACAAGUCAGGAAAAAAUGGUAUUGUUCCUGACGUUGAAAAGAUCAUCAGCAACAACUUAAAGAUUUCGUACACAGCUCAGUGGACAUUGAAGAUUACCUGGGAAAAGAUUCCUGCAUAUCCUGCAAAACAAAGUAAUAACCAGACCAAUACGUUCCAGGCAGUGCUGACCACUGAUGGAUUUCAGUCAUAUGUGCUGAUUCUGUUUGAGGAUGGUGGAAUGAAUUGGGAGGACAUAGCUCGUCACCCAAGUCCUCUAAUUGGUUAUUGCAGUGGAAACCAGGAUCAAUUUUUCUGGAAUGAUCCCAUAGCUGUGAAUAAAAACCGCCCAAACCUCUACAUUGGAAACAAUUCAGAUGUGAGAGGACUCUGGAUUUAUCCACUGAAUGAUGCUGCAGUGACAAACAGUCGUAUGAAAUGUCUCAGUUGGUUCAACAAUCAGCCCAAUCCCUUAAAUUGGAAUUCAGGUUUAUUAUCAUGCCCCUGUUUAUAUCGGCAAGGACAGGUUGAUUCCCGCUUCAGAGCAACACAAGCAGGCGCAUCCCACUAUAUUAGUCUGCUCCGCAGCACAUCUCCCAAUUGGUACAAUGCAGGUGUAAGAUGUGUAUACUACCGCAAGAAUCAGUUCUUAGAAGGUUUCCAGGAACGGACAUGGAAUUUCCAUUCAUCAAGUAAUGAUGAAGAACUUCAGGCAUACGACUGGUGCUGCAAUGAUGUAGAUGAUCCUCAGUUCUGCUCAAUGUACCUGGAGAAGAGACCAUCUAUCGACUGCAGGAACUACAGGCCACCCAGGCCAGCAUGGAUGUUUGGAGAUCCUCACAUUACGACUCUAGAUGGGGUCGGUUACACUUUCAAUGGACGUGGAGAUUUCACCCUCCUUAAUGCAUCAGUUCCAGGAAUCUCUAUAGUUUUACAAGGUCGUACGGUGCAGACUGGAACAGCAAUGGCCACAAACUUCCAGGCUUUUGCAAUGCAGUACAUAUCAACCAAUGCCAGUGUUACAGUGGAAUGGUAUCUGGCGGACUCUAACAAUACAAUUGUUCUCAUAAACGGUUACGAUGUGUCAUUCACUAAAGAUGAAACGGGGACCUAUAUUAAUGACACCAAUCCAGCCGUCUUCCUCAAAAAUGACAGCUCAACGAUCACUGCGACUUUUGAAGGUUCUGUUUCUGUGGGAGUGUCGGCCCAGCUUGAUGUGCUGACUGCUAUUACCAAUCUUCCUAAUAACUUCUUAAACAAUACUAAAGGACUUCUCGGUACCUGGAACAAUGACCAAAGCGACGAUUUAUUUUUUGAUAAUGGCACAACCAUUCCGAUCAACAGCUCAGAAGAACAGAUAUUCUACUAUGGAAUGGAUUGGAAAGCCAAAGAGCCAAGUCUAUUUAGCAAGACACAAGUGACUGCAAGAAGCACAUUCAUACCACUUUUCUUCAGUGACCUGAAAAGUCAAUUUCCACAAGAAUAUGAAAAUUAUCAGAAGCUUUGUGGUAAUAACACCGAAUGCAUAUAUGAUGCCUUAAGCACCAAUAACACAGAGCUGGCCAUAGCGACACGGGAUGCGUCAGUACAACUGGAAGAAAACAACAGUACUUUAAAUGCUGUACCUCCAUACAUUACUGGAGAUUCCACUAUUACAACCUUCAUGGGGUCCAGUGUUACAGUUCAGUAUACGGCCAAUGGCACAGGAGUCGUUUUCUCUGAAACUGAUGCAACUUCAGAUAUUAAACUGUAUGAGAAUGGAACUUUGACGUGGACACCAACAAAAGGGGAAGGUUUUACGUACAACCUAAUAGCAACUGACUCCCAAAAUCUGUCAUCGACUUUCAAUCCGUCCUUUAUUGUCUGCAGUUGUAAUCUCUCUUCUGAGUGUGACUAUAGUAUAACAUCUAAAGUCAAUGGAAGUUCUCUUUCAAUCACAAGCUGCAACUGCACUAAUAAUUCCACUGGAGAGUUCUGUGAAAUUCCACCUAAUCUGUGUGCUCAAGGAUGUUUCCCUGGUGUACCAUGUGACAAUGAAACUGGUUGCGGAGACUGUCCUACUGGUUUCACUGGAGAUGGAGUACAUUGUUCAGAUAUCGAUGAAUGUAAGAACAAUCCCUGUUCACCUAAUGCCAUCUGCAAUAAUACAAUAGGAAAUUACACCUGUACCUGUAAGGAUGGAUUCACAGGUAAUGGAACCCAUUGUGAAGAUAUCGAUGAAUGUAAGAACAAUCCCUGUUCCCCUAAUGCCAUCUGCAAUAAUACAAUAGGAAAUUACACCUGUACCUGUAAGGAUGGAUUCACAGGUAAUGGAACCCAUUGUGAAGAUAUCGAUGAAUGUAAGAACAAUCCCUGUUCCCCUAAUGCCAUCUGCAAUAAUACAAUAGGAAAUUACACCUGUACCUGUAAGGAUGGAUUCACAGGUAAUGGAACCCAUUGUGAAGAUAUCGAUGAAUGUAAGAACAAUCCCUGUUCCCCUAAUGCCAUCUGCAAUAAUACAAUAGGAAAUAACACCUGUACCUGUAAGGAUGGAUUCACAGGUAAUGGAACCCAUUGUGAAGAUAUCGAUGAAUGUAAGAACAAUCCCUGUUCACCUAAUGCCAUCUGCAAUAAUACAAUAGGAAAUUACACCUGUACCUGUAAGGAUGGAUUAACAGGUAAUGGAACCCAUUGUGAAGAUAUCGAUGAAUGUAAGAACAAUCCCUGUUCCUCUAAUGCCAUCUGCAAUAAUACAAUAGGAAAUAACACCUGUACCUGUAAGGAUGGAUUCACAGGUAAUGGAACCCAUUGUGAAGAUAUCGAUGAAUGUAAGAACAAUCCCUGUUCACCUAAUGCCAUCUGCAAUAAUACAAUAGGAAAUUACACCUGUACCUGUAAGGAUGGAUUCACAGGCAAUGGCACAUACUGUUCCUGUACCACACAAUGUGAAACAAACUACUGUAGUAAUGGAGGAACAUGUACAAGGAUUGGUCCAAAUUGCACCCCUCAAUGCAACUGCCUUCCAGAAUUCUCUGGUGAAAAAUGUAUAGAUAUGGCCGAGUCCUUCAUGGCAGACUUAAGCCCAGGUGCACCAAAGAGGUCUGUAAUUGUAUCCCUUACCUCUGUCAGUAAUUUCACUUCAGAAGGCGGUUAUGAAGUGAUUCAAACAAAACUUAAUGGUGCUCCAUAUGAUGUGGCAAAUUUGUUUGAUAAAACUGCAAGUGAAAUGGAUCCACCAGGGAUUACAACUGCCAAUUUCUCAGCAAAAUUCACUGCAAGAUUUAACUAUGUGGCAAAUGAAACAAUCAUUAGCUAUCUAAAUGAUGAUCUCAUAGGAUUUCUGAACAGCACUGGUCAAAGCAAGCGUUCAACAGACCAAAUUACAAUUAGUGAUGUAACUGAUGGUAACAAAUCGAGUGUACAAGAUUUGCUGAAGUAUGCCAGUUGUCCUUAUAACGGAUACGACUUGGAUCCUACGAACUUGCAGUGUGUCUCAAAGUGUGCCAACAGUGCAUACUGUAAGAAUGAUGGCAUCUGUCAGAUUCUUGAUGGAAAUGUUAGCUGCAGUUGUAAACCCUUUUCUAUAUAUAUCACAUCUGGACCAACAUGUGAAAAUCUCUCUAUGAACCUGAAUGCAUUCUUUGGCAUAUUAUUUGGAUCUUUGGCCUUCCUUCUUCUGCUGCUCCUGGGAAUCUGGUUUGGAGUACGGUGGUAUAGAAAGAGAAAACAGAAUCAUGGUGAUACAGAUGAAAUGUACGAAACCCGGUUUAGCUGGAAAACAUCUCUAUUUUCAUCCUUUGAGCGGCUUGGAGAAUCAGAAAUUCCAAGUUCAGAAGAAGGCACUAAAGCUCCACAUUUGGUCAACUGGAAACCUCACCUUGAAAAAGUCAAUAGUUUAGUAGAGGUUAAGAUAAAACGACCAGAAAUAAUACCGGGCUCGGUCAAGAAUGGAAUGACUUCUGAAUAA